Molecule: messenger RNA, 9542 nt
Organism: Cydia splendana
Lineage: Eukaryota; Metazoa; Arthropoda; Insecta; Lepidoptera; Tortricidae
Gene: chico
Product: insulin receptor substrate 2
Exons: 16
Coding region: 874-3510 (878 amino acids)
Biological process (GO): insulin receptor signaling pathway
Cellular component (GO): cytosol; plasma membrane
Molecular function (GO): phosphatidylinositol 3-kinase binding; insulin receptor binding
Source: RefSeq, a predicted model, not a curated record
UAUGUACAAGUAAAAUUAAAAUAUUAAAAAAAACGUAAUGUACAAAUCAAUCGGCAUCAUUUUCAUUUUAUCUCGAUGAUUCAAGAAAGUUCAUAAAUGGGAACUGCCUGCAGUCUGCGCAGAGGACCACGUUUUGAGCCCUCUACACAGCUAGUUUUUUGCGCAUCGUACUUGAAUAUUUCCGAGUGUAGUAUAGUAUUCCGCCGUACAAAUAAAUGACACGCAAUAGAACCAAUAAAAAACGAUGCGCAGUUUUUAUAAAUCGAGUGAUUGCAUAGACGAAAACUGAACAGUAUAUCUGUAAUUUGAUUUGUAAUAGCCGAGAAGUUUCAUAACAGUGCGGGAACUGUAGGAUAGUAGUAAAAUUGAAUGUUUUGAUGUCAUGCAGAGGCAUGACUUCCAUGCCCUGCGAUACGGAAGGGCGUGCGGUGCAGAUUACGUUUACUAUGAAUGAUUUUAUCUCUUUCUAAACUCUAGUGUCUGUGAAUGACCGAGUGAAAUAGCGUACCAAAUUAUGGAUUGAAUAGUGUUGUUGAUGUAUUUUGUUAUUUUCAUAACGUAACGCGAUUAGGAUAAAAUUAUUGUUAUCGUGGCCGCGAGGAAUCAGUGUGGCGAGUGGCUCGGCGCCUCGGAGCCGCAUAUACGGAACUGCGUUGGUUCGCGAAUCGGGCGUUAGAUUUAUCGUCUGGCGCGUUACUAUUUACGCACUUUUCGAAAAAGAUAGUACGUAUUUUUAGUCGCCGCGCGUGUUUCACGUGAACCGUCGGGAGCGUCUCGUCAGGUCGGGUGACCGCGAUCGCGGAAUUCGUAAACAACCUCAAGGUCGGCGGGCAUGUGCCAGAGUCGCUAGGGCUGCGAUGCGGGCACGCUGACAUGUCUGCGGCCGGCGGGGGCGGCGCGGGCGCCGUGGUGCGCCAGGGGCACCUGAGGAAGUUGAAGACGAUGAAGAAGAAAUACUUCGUGUUGCGAGCGGAGAGUGCAGAUUGCUCGGCUCGGCUGGAUUACUAUGAGUCUGAGAAGAAAUUUCGUGCUGGCGCGGCGCCUCGCCGAGUGUUACCUCUAAAGAGUUGUUAUAAUAUUACGCGCCGCUUGGAUCUUAAGCAGAAGCAUGUGAUAGCACUAUUUACUCGUGAAGAACAGUUUUGUGUGGUGGCAGAGAAUGAGCAGGAGCUACAUGGCUGGUUGACUGCCAUCUUGCGACAACACUCCUCCGAUGAGAACAGCGAUGAACUCCUACAUCCUAUCCAACACGUUUGGCAAGUAAACGUACAGAAGAAAGGACUGGGAGCGUCGAAGAACAUCCAGGGGCUGUACAACCUGUGCUUGACGGACAAGACGCUGACACUUGUCAAGAUCAAGAGCCACAACAAUGUUAUCAGUGAUUUAGGCAUCCCGGAGAAGAUCGAGUAUUCCUUGAAGAACAUUAGAAGAUGCGGCGAUUCAGAGUGCUUCUUCUACAUGGAGGUGGGCCGACAGACGGCGACGGGCGACGGCGAGCUGUGGAUGCACACAGACGACUCCAACAUCGCGCAGAGCAUGCACUCCACCAUCUACCAUGCCAUGCGCAACUGUGCGAAAGAGACAGAGAACGAGAGGGAUCACAUCACGAUGCCGAAAUCAGACGACGAGCACCCUCGUCCUCGACGGCAAACAGUCUCCGAAGGCCAAAGGCCUAGAGCAGGCCUUUCCAACGAAAAGGGCCUCUGCGUUGGCUCAUGCAUUAGACAAUGCGUGUGUUCAACCAACACUUACUCCAUAGAUGACUCGGCGGCCGCCAUUGCGCCUCUCACGACCAACGCCGAAAACCAACCACCGAAUAACUCACUAAUAACCGAUAAAACCGACCAUCCUCGUCUCAUAAAACACCACCGAACCGUCUCACUGCCCACCGGGUGCCCGCUCUUCCAAGAACCCCUCAAGAUAGUACACGAGCGGACGAGAUCUGCACCUUUAACUGGGGACGAAGUAGAUAGAGUGACCAUUGAGCGGGCUCAGAGGCACUCCUCAUGCAAAGCCGUCAAUGGAACUGAGACGUCGAAGAAAACGCAGUGGAGCCGGCGCGCUAGUACGGGGGCGCGGCUGUCUAAACUCUCGCCCGCUCAUACAAAGAACGCAGCCGGUCCGUUUAGGAAUCGUUGCGAUAGUAUGCCCUCGAAGGCGUUUAAGUCUUUGGAGGCGGAAAGGCCACCUACACGGCAUUCGGAGAUCAUUGAAGGCCUGAGUGCGUCCCAUGACGAGGCGGACGCGGUGGAGUGGCACCGCACACCGCGGAUACCUGAGGAGCCCGACUACUGCGAGAUGGGACCGCGGGAUAGGUUUAGUAAAUUGGGUCGCGAACCAGCGAGCCACUCCCGGACCUCAUCAAUAGCGGCCUCCGAGACGUCCCCAGAGAACGUCAAUGAUGGCUACCUUCCCAUGGCACCAGAAUACCCUGCUGCGACUGAUGGCUACCUUCCCAUGGCGCCAUUAGACCAUGGCUUGGUAUCAGCUUCUAGCGGCUCUGUGUGCAGUGGGACGCCCUCGACGGAUCCUCGGUUUAGCGAAUACCAGCUGGAACCGGCCAUGUCGCACAUAAUAGACGCGGACGAGCGGCCGCCCCGCGCCUACAGCGUGGGCUCGCGGCCCGCGCCCACGCGGCCCGACGUCACCCGCCUCCGGGCGUACAGCGUGGGCGCCCGCAACAACCGCGUGGUGCCGCUGCCGGCGCGCGCGGCGGGCGCGCGCGCGUCGUCGUCGGCGCCGCUGCUGCCGCGCACGUCGGCCGACGACCUCAUGGAGCUCGACUUCUCGCACCCCGACCCCAACCCAGCCAAGGUGAUAGUGUCCCGCACACCGCCGGCUAUGGGCUUCGUGCACGGGCGGGCGACGGCGCCGCGGCCGCACACGCGCGAGGAGGCGGGCGCGGGGUACGUGGAGAUGCGGCCCGGCGCGCCCGAGCCCCUCCCCCUCCCGCCGCCGCCGCCGCCGCCGCGCGUCGCCACCACGCCCGACGGCUACGUGGAGAUGAGCCUCGGCUCUAGAACGCCCCUCCGGCCAGCGGUCCUCGCGUCCUCCCCGCAAACCCGUUCCCUCUUAACGGACACCCUGUUUCCUCUCACCCUGGAGUCGCCUCCAGAAAGCGUGGAGCCGGAACCGGCGAGGCAACCAGCGAAACCGGACCCUAAGCCGGACCCGGCACCGGAGCUGCAUCACCCGCUUACGACUUUGAGGGAGAUUUCCGAGGAAUGUCCAAGGAAAAGUCCCGAGCUAUCGUCGUCGCCUUCGUACGUGGCUCUCAGCCGGCAAACCAGUCGCGUGGACACGGAGAAGCAAGGCAACCCCACCAUUGUCAAGGCUGGUGGCGCGUCGGGGCCGGCGCGCUUCGACCCGCGGCCCGCGGCCCCCGCCGGCCUCCACUACGCCGCGCUCGACCUCGAGCAGCGCGCCGCCGCCGCCGCCGCGCCCCCACCGCCCCGCACCUACACGCAGAUCGACUUCCUGCGCAGCGAGAAGCUCGCCGCCGACAACUAGCCCGCUCACACUACUGCCCACUGCAGGUAGAGGGAGGGGGACAGCUUGUAUAUUAGACUGUAUGCGUAUGUGUGUUGACAGAAGCGCGCGGAUACCGCGCUGUCGACUAAUGUGCGAGAUGCUCGCCGCCGACAACUAGCCCGCUCAUUCCUCUACCCGCCACAUGUAGCGAGAAAGGGAUGGCGGCACCGAGUGUCUAUCCACUACUGGUACGGAAUGGGACAGCGCUUAUAGAGGAUGUGCGUAUGUGUGCUUUAAUAAGCGCACGCCGUCGACUAAUGUGUGAUAAGCUCGCCGCCGACAACCAGCCCGCUUACACUAGUGUUCAUCGCGGGUAGCGGGAGCGAGAUAGACGACAUGCGUACAUGUGUGUGGUUAUACAUAACCGCUGACGAAUGUCGGCAAUAUUUAACUGACCAUUUGGACCUUAUGUCGUUGUGAUAAGGCUUACGAAUGAUCAGUUAAUUCUGUCGACGAUCGACAUCAAACAUCAACGAGUACACAGAGACAAAGGAAUUUGAAUCUUAUACACAGUAAUUACGUUCUAUAUUUUAGCGGCGCCACAAACCGCGGUCGUGGGCGUUCGACGCUGUCACUUCAAUAUGAAAAGUAAACUAAUAGUAUGUAAUAUUCAAAUUCGUUUUGUAAUAUUCAAACGCGUCUAAAAAUCGCACACCCUGUUUCCUCUCACAAAAAAUGAAUCGCACAUAAUACAGUGUUGAUUGCUACGUACCUUAUAAUCAAUACACACACAUACAUCGCUGUCGAUCUACAUAUACAUAUAUUGUCGGUACUAUAAGGCGAAGUUAUAGUCGACUGCCAUUUAUUGUGUUAAGUCGGUUAAAUGAUUGAGGGAAUUGGAACGCGGGCUAGCGACUGUUUAAAUGUGAAAUUUGUAAAAAAAUCAAUACAUUACACAAAAAAAAUCUCAGAGUUUAAUGAAACCUAAAAUCGUAAUAUAUCUUUCUGAGUCUAGUUCUUGACAUAAAUUCGUUCGAAAUUAAAUUUUAAUUCACAUUACUACAUUGAAAUGUAAAAUCUACAUGUGGUCAAUAAAACACUUCAAACCCAAUAGUCAAAAAACUAAGUGUCUUGCGUCUUGGCUUAAAUGACUUGUAUCCAGGCCAUAAGUAUUUAAAAAAAAAUCGUUUAAACAGUUCGCAAUGCCCAUUAUGAGAGACUGUUGUUAAUGUAAGUUGGUAUCAUGCGUCGAUGUUACAGUUUUGAGGGUACAGAUUCGAAGGGAGAUGUAAACGCAAAUUUGAACUCUAAAGUAUAGAGUUUAAAGUCUUUAUUGUAUUGAUUCCAUCUCUCCAGAUCCUUGUAAGAGCGCGUGGCUAGAGACAUAGUAAAAAGAAAAAAGUAGAAAGAUUAAAGAGAAACGAGAGCGUACAUUUUGCAUAUUGUAUCACGUUUUUAUAUUAGUGUUCUACUUUUAUCUCUGUACUGUGUAAAGUAAGAUAAUGUAUACACAUUUAUUUUUUAUUUUUCAAGUUACGAAUCGCUCUAAAUCUUCUCGCUAGCUUCUGAUACUAUUAAUUAAUAUUUCGUUAUUAAUAUUAUUAAAAAAACGGUACGCAUGUAUUAAAAAUAUCGAAAUUGAAUGUGCGAUAUCCAUUUUAAAAGUGUAUAAUGUGUUUGUACAGCGGAAAAAAAAAGAUAUUUUAGAAAGUAUGAUAAUUAUGUAACAUUAAUUUCGCUGGAAACUAAAGAUAUAUUUCUAUAUUAUUAAUUCAUUGUCAUCCAUGUUGCUAUGUAAUGUCAGAGACAAGUAAAGUAAAGACUGGUAAUCUUAAUACAAAUUUUCGUCAUUGUUGUAGAAACGAAAACGUAACUUUGUAUAAAUAUUACUAAGUAUUUUGCUUUAGUUGUCUCUGGCAAUAUCAAUCGUUUAUUAUAAUUGGUCUAUACGUGUACUUAUAGUUACUAUCGUCUAUUUAUAUUUAUAACUUGAAAUUACUACUUCUAGUACAAUAGCGGAAUGCAAAAAGCAAUAAAAAUAUAAAAUAAAUGUGCGCAGGUAACAACAGUGGCAAAGGAAAGAACAUAAAAAUAAUUUAAAACAUAUAAAUAACCUCCUAAGGUUUUGCAUGCAAAAUAACCUUAAACUUGAAUUUUAAAGUUGGACAAAAGAAAUUCAACUCUAUACCUUACACGUGAAGUUUCAAAUUUCGUCGUCUGUAUUUCUGUAGCGGGCCUUAGGAGUUAACAUAGGGAGUAAUAGAGCGAUUCUCAAAUUUAUUGUAAUUAUUUUCUCAUGGCGCAUCGCAUCGGUAACACUAUCUCUCCUUCUGAAACUCAGAUGCCUUUAUGAAGGACAAAUUCCAACAUUUAUUUUUCUACUUUUAUCAAAUAACAAUACAAUACAAUACAAUACAAAUACUCUUUAUUGCACACCUCAUUACAGAAAACAAUACAAAUAAUACAGAAGGAAAAGGUUAAACAACAGGCGGUCGUAUCUGGAUUUACUUCUGGAUGUAUCAUAUUUGAUACAUGAGCAGUUAAAAGGUUAAGUUUUUAUCGCUAGAGAUUUUUAAAGUCGUUUGUUAUUUAAAAAAGGUUAUAUUAUUUUUAUUUAUGCUCCGACGUUCCACUGUCCAAUGUUCCGAUGUUCCAAUGUGUGGACAAAUUGAAAUCGAAUUUUGGAUCUCUUCCAGACAACCUUCCAAACACAACACAAAAUAGCAAGUUUCCAAAUUAAAAAAAAAAACAAAGGCUUCUAGGAUCCUAGACAAAACCUUACAACAGUGUUCAUGUAUACAGAUUAAGAACUUCAGAAGUCUUGAGCGGUCAAUGGGUUAAAAACUCUGAGCAUGAAAGCAAAACUUUUGAUUUGAGAAAAUAGUAUACAAAAAUUUAGAUAAUCGCUCAAACGCCUGACUUUAACGUCGGGCUCCUGUGCCAGGGUUGUGAUGGAGGCCUAAAGUAGCACACUCAGUUUAAGUUCCCUACGAUAUACUACCUAUUGUGUUCUUAGAGUACUCUGUUCACUAGAGUAUUGUGCAAUUUUUACCACACGAGUAAAAUAGUUAUUUCUACACUGUUACUGUUUGUUGUUGGCCUGUACUUGGCUAUUUGAUCCAUUCCUGAUUAUACUGAUUUAUUAUUUAUUAAUACGUAUGCGAUUAAUUUCUGGAUGUAUCAUAUUUGAUACAUGAGCAGUUAAAAGGUUAAGUUUUUAUCGCUAGAGAUUUUUAAAGCCGUUUGUUAUUUAAAAAAGGUUAUAUAUUUUUAUUUAUGCUCCUAGUUCCAAUGUCCUUCUAAAAGGACAAAUACAAAUCGAAUUUUGGACUAAUCGAACUUUGAAUAGAAUGAAUGAAGGUUCAAAAUUCAAAACUACAAAAAUGACUCUGGGACUUCGGAGGAAGCGACGCCCACUAACCUCGCUUGUAAAAUUUUUCAUACGUUUCAAUCAUAUAAUCACGAAUGGACAUCAAUUUUAUAAAUUAACAAGUAAUCAUAUUACAAUGAAAUAAAUAUAAAGAAAACAAUUUUAAGGCUGACGAUCGAUUUUAAGAGAUACGAAAUCGAUGUGGUUCAAAACACGGUUGAUUACUUGUUAAGGAAAUGUAGUCAAGUUAUAAAUGAAAUACUCUGAGCUUGUUUGGAAUUGAACCUCGUACCCUAAGGUGACGUCAGAAACUACUAAAGUAAGGACACUAGGCACGAAGAAUUCCGUACAUCGUCCCGCCAUUUCCCAUCUCUAUCGCAUGCACAUAAUUAUAGUGCUGUCCCGCUCGCACAGUGGCAUUGACCGCCAGCAUCAUCGGCGAUACAGCAAUACAUGUAUAAUUAUUCGCGUGCCAUAGAUUUACCCCCUUAUUCAUAAACGUUUACUAAAGUUGACAAGCCGAUAAUAAUCGUUUGUCCCUUUCCGACGUAUUGGUAUGAUGGAAAGGGACAAACGAUUAUUAUCGGCUUGUCAACUUUAGUAAACGUUUAUGAAUAAGGGGGUUAGCAAGUAGCGAGUCAGUGUACGAAAUUCUUCACUUCCUUAGUUUAUUUUUCCAUGCGUCCUUACUACAAUUAAUUUUAUACUAGCAGUCGGUCGUGUCAAAACCUUAACACAGUUUUAGAAUUACUAGGCUUCACAGUAAUUUUGCACAAGCUUGCUUAAAAACUGCUUUUAAACGCUAGCCAUUUUUACUGUACAUAUAUUAUUUGACGUGACAAGUUAAUGUUCUCGCUUCGCACACUUUGAAAUAAUAUGUACAGCUGCAAAUUUAUAGUACCUAUAUGUAUAUUAAAUUCAUCGGCGGUUGAAACCUAGAAAGUGAAAUAUGAAUACUAUUGGUGGCUUUGACAGUAUCAGGUCUUUGGAACUCUUCGCGCGACCUCAGAUUUAUAGCUAUGCAUCGCACACCGUAGAAGGUGCGAAUUGAAUAACCUCUAGCCGCCCAGAGACCUAUAAAAAGGUCUCCUGUUCCAUUCUAAUUUGAACUUUGUGUUGACAAAAUCAAACUUUCAUUUUGCUUGGCAAGGUUUGACGUUUGGGCGGCUAGAGGAUACAAUUCGAUCGACCAAUCACUGCUUGUAUUCAUGUUAUUAUUCUUCCUAGCAUUGCUCAAUAUUCUAAAACAGGCUCAGACUUUAUGUACGUAAACGAUGUGUUCAAUAAAGUAUCUGUUCACAGUGUUCACACCCAAAUUAUAUCGUGAAUUAUAUAUUUCACCAGCGUUUGAGAUUUUAAAACAGGUAGAUCGCUUAUUUUCUUUGUUAUGAGUGGUAUUUAUUUCGAGUUGUUAUAUAUUAUGGAAGUAUUUUCGUUUAAGGCUUAACAUAACUUUAAAAUCAAAAUGUGUUACGGAGUAUUGAUUAAUACUUGUAAUGAUGUAGAUUUUUUAUUAACAUAUUGAUGAUAAAUCUAGCGCAUGCAUCAAUAGGCUCACGUAAGUGAAAAACAAAUAUCGUUGGCACUAAAGUUGCAGCUAAUAUUAAGUUACAAAAAAAUACUUUCCAUUUUCAGCUCUCAGUUGUAUCAUAUAUGAUACACAAUCAUUCGAGAGGUUUCGUUCUGCGUAGGAAAGAGGUUAAGUCAAUAUGUAUCCUAUUUGAUACAAAACGGUCAAAUCGUUGAUACCAAUGUUUCGUAACACAUUGUAGCAUGGAACGAAAUGCAUGAAUAUAAAUAAUACGUUUACUUGUUGAUUAUUAAGUGUGUCGGCUCUGUGACCUAUGGUCAAUGUGUUCUGUUUUAUUUUCUGUUGUCGUUGUCAAAAAUAUUCCACUUUGUCUAUUCUCAAUAAAAAACACUACAAAAGAUAUUGAUAGUAGACAAUGUGGCAUCUUUUGCAUGUGAACGUCACAAUUUUAUGCAUUUUUAUCCACCGAUUGUUCCUUUUAUUGUUAAUUUUAUCUUAUAAUGGAUUUAUCCAUUAGUAUCGAUAAUGAAAUGGUAUUUUAAUUAUUUUAUUGUUUUAAUAAUAGUUACCACUACAAUUAACCAGUGUAUUAUUUUGCUCCAGUGAGUUUUUCUAUUUUAAUUGGCUAAUUUUGACACCAUAGAGUCGACAACACUGUUUUUAUUUUCCCGAAAAUCGUUUUCGUUAUUUUAUUAAUAAUAUACGCUGUAUAAUAUAGUUUUAAGUGAUCGUUAUACAAAAACAAUAGUUCCACAAUCUUCGUUUGUGUAAGUGCAAUUUUAAUAGUCUUGUAAGGAAAAGGGCCCUCCAUAUUGCGACCUUUUCGCACGAGUUCUUAAAAAAGUGAACUUUUUCUUUACUCAAUCGCAUAUUUAAUAUUCUAAGAGGAAAUCUGUAUGAAACAUUAUUAGAUUACUGUUACAAGUAUCAGAGGUUUCAAUAUUUUUUUACAUCUUACACAGUCAUCUUUUAGAUUAAAAACCGGCCAAGUGCGAGUCGGACUCGCUCACGAAGGGUUCCGUACCAUUACGCAAAAAACGGCAACAAAUUUGCGUUUGUUGUAUAUGGGAGCCCACUCAAAUAUUUAUUUUAUUCUGUUUUUAGUAUUUGUUGUUAUAGCGGCAACAGAAAUACAUCAUCUGUGAAAAUUUCAACUGUCUAUCACGGUUC